Molecule: messenger RNA, 426 nt
Organism: Homarus americanus (American lobster)
Lineage: Eukaryota; Metazoa; Arthropoda; Malacostraca; Decapoda; Nephropidae
Exons: 1
Coding region: 1-426 (141 amino acids)
Source: RefSeq, a predicted model, not a curated record
AUGGCAGAUGUUGUAGUGAUGGUAGAUGUUGUAGUGAUGGCAGAUGUUGUAGUGGUAGCAGUUGGUGUAGUGAUGGCAGAUGUUGUAGUGAUGGCAGAUGUUGUAGUGGCGACAGUUGACGAAGUGGUGGCAGGUGGUACAGUGGCGGUGGCAGCUGGUAUAAAAGGGGUGGCAGCUGGUGGAGUGGCGGCGACUGGUGUAGUAACGGCGGUAGCUGGUGUAGUAACGGUGGCAGCUGGUGUUGUAACGGUGGCAACUGGUGUAGUAACGGUGGCUGGUGUUGUAACGGUGGCAACUGGUGUAACGGUGGCAGCUGGUGUAGUAACGGUAGCAGCUGGUGUAGUAACGGUAGCAGCUGGUGUAGUAACGGUGGCAGCUGGUGUUGUAACGGUGGCAACUGGUGUAGUAACUGCAGCAGCUAGUUAG